This is a messenger RNA of Cylas formicarius (sweet potato weevil), 2228 nucleotides long. Its product is annotated as myotubularin-related protein 10-B. The transcript has 10 exons. The record is from RefSeq and is a predicted model, not a curated record. Lineage: Eukaryota; Metazoa; Arthropoda; Insecta; Coleoptera; Brentidae. Bases 301 to 2217 code for a protein of 638 amino acids.
GCAGUUUUGACGAAAUAAAAGUUUGUUUUAAACUUCGAUAAUAAAUUUUUGCAAAUAUCCUACAACACAAAUUUACUACGUCUCUUAAAAUAAUGAUGUAAAAUUCGUUGUCGACCAUUCCGUGGCGACGCUGGCGUUCGCCAAUGGGGCGAGUUGGAAAUUCCCCACGGAACAUAACCUAGACAAUAGCGCCUUUCGCGUUGUUAUUAAGACAUUUUUAUCUUAAUCCUCAUAAAUAUUGUUAAGAUGGGAUAAUUUCAAUUGCAGGCAGCUAUAGGAGUCGUCGGAACAAACCAAAAAAUGAACGACAUUAAAGAGGAUUCCAGGUUCAAGAGCUACCUGGACGAGUCCGAGCUCGAAAGUAUAACCCUAGAUGACGCCCAGCGGACCAAAUUCCUCGACGGCGAGACCAUGGUCUGUGAGGCUCAAAAAGUGUUUAUGUACACCCCGAUGACGGAACACAUCCACAAGGUGUGCGGUGUUUUGACGGUAACGACAUUUAAGUUGUCGUUCGCGUCCGCGGAAGACACGGAGCAGCCGAACUGCUGUCAGCAGAACUGCCUGUUGGGCGUCAACGACCUGUGUCUGUCUUCCAUAGAUGUUAUUUACCAAAUAGGCGAUAGAACGAAAAAACGACUUGUACCUGGACAGAGUGUGAGCGGCAAAGUUAAAGAAUUGUUAAUAGUUUGUAAGAACAUGAAGUAUUUGGAGUUUAGCUUUAAGAGCAGCGACAAGGAUAGCGGCAAGAACAUCGCCAAUUCCCUGUUACAUCACGCAUACCCCAAGAGGCACCAGCUGCUGUUCGCGUAUGAAUACAAUGAACCUUAUGUGAGUACCAACCUUGGGAAAGAGGUGCGGCUGUUUUAUUCGAAACUCGACUGGGAGAAGGAACUGCGGCGCACCAACUGUCAAAACUGGCGCGUUUCGCACGUGAACUACAACUACCAGGUGUCACCGCUGCUCGUCGAGACUCUAAUCGUGCCUCAGUCGGUAACAGAUACCAUCAUCAAGGACGCGGUCGAAAAGUUCCGCAACCGGUUCUGUCCAGUGUGGGUCUGGGGAACGGCAUCGGGUGCCGCCCUCGUCCGCAUGGCCGAUAUCCUGCCGACGAUAUCGGACCGCACCGAGGAGAACAAAUUGCUGGAGCACAUCCGCAAGAGUCAUCCGGAACGGAAGCAACCCCACAUAGUCGACUUAUCUUCCCCCACCCCGAAGGAGAUAAACUCGAGUUAUCUCCGGCUGAGGGAGCUGUGCACGCCCGAUAGUCCGCGCACGUUCAAAAGUCAAGACUUCAAGUUUUACGGCCUGCUGGAUUCGACCAGGUGGCUCACGCACGUGUCGACCUGUCUGACGAGGGCGGUGGAGGCGGCAGAGCAGCUCCAAGACCACGGUUGUACAGUCGUGCUUCAAGAGGGAAACGGUCAGGACUUGAAUUGCGUGGUCUCGAGUCUGACGCAGAUCAUCCUCGAUCCCUACUUUCGGACAAAAUCAGGCUUCCAAUCACUUAUACAAAAAGACUGGGUCGUGCUGGGUCACCCGUUCACCAAUAGGUUAGGACAUAUAUUGAGUAAGGAGAUCGAGCAGUCGCCCAUAUUCCUGCUGUUCCUCGACUGCGUGUGGCAACUGACGCGGCAGUUCCCGACUGCGUUUCAAGUGAGCGAGACGUACCUGACGACGGUGUGGGACUCCGCCCACGUCUCCGUCUUCGACACGUUCCUUUUCAAUUGCCAGCAUCAGCGGGUGAUGGCCAGCCUCGGCAAUGGGAACGCCCACCCGCCGCUCGUUCUGCGCAGCGUGUGGGAUUGGCGCGAGCAGUUCGCCGAUCGCGACAUCGCGCUGUUCUGCAACCCGCUAUACGAUGACAGCUUCGCGGGGCCACUCAAUCCCUCGACUGGCCUCUCCGGCUUAGACGUGUGGGACCAGUGCUACUUCAGGUGGUUGUCGGAGUUGGAAAUCCCGCGGGGAGGCCGACCUCAAAUCGACCUUUACUCGAGGUACCUCGUGUCGGAGAUUUUCCAACACUACGCGGCGGCCGGCGACGUCAACGGUACGACGAGGGCCAGGCCGACGACGGGCGACGACGACUACUACCUCGAGCUCCUGAAAAAGGCCAACGGGUUUUUUCCCUUCGGCCGCGGCGGCGCCACCAUCAACGACGUGCUGCUUAGCGGCGACGCGUUGGACUCGCAAUCCAUACUUAACCUCAAUAACGAGUGACGGACAAAGGA